Messenger RNA from Cyprinodon variegatus (sheepshead minnow), 1587 nucleotides. It is a transcript of the gene tmem9b, whose product is annotated as TMEM9 domain family member B. Gene Ontology annotation, cellular component: lysosomal membrane. The transcript has 5 exons. Bases 138 to 707 code for a protein of 189 amino acids. Lineage: Eukaryota; Metazoa; Chordata; Actinopteri; Cyprinodontiformes; Cyprinodontidae. The record is from RefSeq and is a predicted model, not a curated record. Gene Ontology annotation, biological process: positive regulation of canonical NF-kappaB signal transduction.
GGAAGUAGAGUCAGCUGACUGUGUUUUAGCUCGAUGGCUAAAGGCUUCGAUUUUUAGGCUGUCGUUCCUGGACGAACACUGGAAACAGCUUACUGACUGACAGUUUUUAAUGAGAGUACCAUAGUGACUGGACCGAAAUGAUGAAAUUCCUGUUGGGCGUCGAGGCUCUCUGUUUGGCGAGUUUUGUGCUGCUCACUGAGGUUUCAGCGAAGAAUUCAGAAGACAUCCGUUGUAAAUGUAUAUGUCCACCUUAUAAAGAAGUAGAAGGACAUAUCUACAAACAAAAUGUCUCCCUCAAAGACUGUAAUUGUCUCCAUGUGGUGGAACCGAUGCCGGUGGAAGGCAAAGACGUUGAAGCCUACUGUUUGCGCUGUGAGUGUAAAUAUGAAGAAAGAAGCUCUGGGACUAUUAAGUUUACCAUCAUCCUUUACCUCUCUAUUUUGGGCCUGCUUCUGCUCUACAUGGUCUACCUGACCCUCCUGGAGCCCAUGUUGAAAAGGCGGCUGUUUGGACACUCUCAGCUUAUUCAAAGUGAUGACGAUGUCGUCGGGGACCAGCAGCCGUUUUCCAAUGCACACAGUGUCUUGUCCCGUUCACACUCUCGACCCAACAUGCUGAACAAAGUGGAGCAUGCCCAGCAGCGCUGGAGGAGGCAGGUCCAGGAACAGAGAAAGUCUGUAUUUGACCGCCAUGUGGUUCUUAGUUAAACAGUUGUCCGAGCUGUUGGUGGAGAGGAGACCGGAAGAAAACAACAUUUACGAAGAAAAUAAAACACUGUGAGAGACCCACUUUAAUUUGGUCAUACUCUUUAUUUAUGGUUUAGUUUUUGUAGGUGAACAUGGUACAAAAUUCUUGAUCUGUGAGGCUAAGGUUACCAGAAACACUUGUUUAGUCUAUGGGAAAAGAUUAUAAUGACUUUAAUUUUGCACAAUACUCAAAUGAAUAAGAAUGCGACUAUUCUGCAGCUUAAACAUUUUCAAGAUGGAGUUUCAUCUCUUAAACACUCCAGUCUUUCCAGUUUACAAAUUAAAUGGCAACAACUGGAUCAGUCAGUGGUCAGUAUUUAUGCCGUACGAACAUGAUGUAAAGCAGCUCAUCUCAUUUAAGCACAGAAGUGUGAAACAUGAGUUUGUCAUCUCUCUCUGGAAAAGCAUGUUUUAUAAAAGCUCUUUUUCUAAAUACGUCCACCCUUUUGUCCUACCACUUGUUUAAAUGUCUUACAAAUAGUGAAAUGUUUUACAUGAAAAUUGACGUUUAAUGAAGCUCUGCAGAAAUCAAAAGCGAUUUGGCUAACAUAGCUGUGUUACUGAUUCUGACCCUCUCUGACUGUGUAACAUAUUUACUGUAUAGUCUUUGAUAUAUAUUGUGAUUGGUUAGGAAUCAGCUCCUUAAUGAAGUCCUCUAAUAGACAGUGUGGAUGUGGAAGAUUUCAGUUACUCUGAGCUCAUUGAAGUUUAUUUUUUAUAAAGUUUGGGUGGCCUGUAUAGUCCUCAAGGUGGAUAAACCACCACUAGAAGGAGACCUGUGAAAGUGUUCUUAACUAUUGUUUAUGUGUAAUCUUUGACUCUUAAAUAAAUUUGUGAAAUA